UCGGAGAGUGAUAUUGGAAUGAUUAUCUAGAAUUUGAAGACUCAAAUAUAUGAAGAUACACGCUUGUUGGUUAGUAAUAAUAACUUUAAAUCACAGUAAUAAAUAUUGCCUGUUAGUGAGAAACAUGCACUUGAACUGUUCACUGCACACUAACUUUAGUGUAUAGAUUUCGACCAUGUUCUACAUUAUUAUACACUAUUCUUUAAGAAAGAUGACCAAGUUUUUGAAGAUGUGCCAUAAAUGGUCAUUUAAUUUGAAAGCAUAAUGAAUUUCCUCCUCUGCUUCCAGCCGUACAACCAUAGCGAUGUAUAGGUUUACCCUUAGAUCAGGUGAUAGUUCAUAAAGUAUCUCCUUAGUCAAAGCGGAAUCUCAGAGAGUGAGGGGAUGGGCUGUUAGGAGCCUCAGCAGAGCACUCCUUCUGCAGCCUCUGUCCAAGCCAGAGCUGUGCUGUCCGUUUGAAAAAGUUUGGGCAAAUAAACUACCCAAAUGGGAAGCGGAAUUAGUUCAGAGAGCAAGGAGUCAGCCAAAAGAUCAAAAGAACUGGAGAAAAAGCUUCAAGAAGAUGCGGAGCGAGAUGCAAGAACUGUAAAGUUGCUCUUAUUAGGAGCAGGAGAAUCUGGAAAAAGUACAAUUGUUAAACAAAUGAAGAUCAUCCAUAAGAACGGUUACAGUGAGCAAGAAUGCAUGGAGUUCAAAGCAGUAAUUUACAGUAACAUAUUGCAAUCCAUCCUAGCUAUUGUGAAAGCCAUGACUACCCUUGGGAUUGAUUAUGUGAAUCCCAGAAGUGCAGAAGACCAACGACAACUUUGUGUGAUGGCGAACACUCUGCAAGAUGGUGGCAUGACACCUGAACUGGCUGAGGUGAUAAAAAGACUCUGGAGAGACCCAGGAGUUCAGAUCUGCUUUGAAAGGGCAUCUGAAUAUCACCUCAAUGACUCAGCAGCUUACUACCUUAAUGAUGUAGAUAGAAUCACAGCUCCUGGAUAUGUCCCAAAUGAGCAAGAUGUUCUACAUUCUCGAGUGAAAACAACUGGAAUCAUUGAAACUCAAUUCUCCUUCAAAGAUUUGCAUUUCAGAAUGUUCGACGUAGGAGGACAGAGAUCUGAGAGAAAGAAAUGGAUUCACUGCUUUGAAGGCGUUACAUGCAUUAUAUUUUGUGCUGCGCUCAGUGCCUAUGACAUGGUCCUAGUGGAAGAUGAGGAAGUGAACAGAAUGCAUGAAAGCCUUCACCUAUUCAACAGUAUCUGUAAUCACAAGUACUUUGCAACCACCUCCAUUGUCCUGUUUCUCAAUAAAAAGGAUCUCUUUCAAGAAAAAGUAACCAAAGUGCAUCUUAGUAUCUGCUUUCCAGAAUACACUGGACCAAAUACAUUUGAAGAUGCAGGGAACUACAUCAAAAACCAGUUUCUAGACCUGAAUUUAAAAAAAGAAGAUAAGGAAAUUUAUUCCCACAUGACCUGUGCUACAGAUACCCAAAAUGUCAAGUUCGUGUUUGAUGCGGUUACAGAUAUAAUUAUCAAAGAGAAUCUAAAAGACUGUGGGCUUUUCUAAUCAGCCCUUUUUUCUUCCACUCUUGUUCUUGUACACUUUUCAAGAUAUAAAAGGAAAGGUGCUGUGUGAUGUGUUUAGUUUUAAUAAUAUUAACUUAUCUAGAAAUAUAACUAGUGUUAUAAAACAAAAAUUUUUCAUAUAAAAAUUUUAAUAUACUGUCAGCUCUCUCUGGAUGUUUCAGUUUCUUUGGCACCGUGAGGAUGGGGGUGUCUUUGAUGUCUGAUGUCCUUAGGUCUGAAAAUAUACAUUUUGGUAAAGCUCUAUCAGUACAUAUCACUGACACUGAAUUUUCUUGGUAGGAAAUUUCUGUAUUGUGGUCUAUUUUUAAUUAUAGAACAAUGAAAAAAUGCAAAGUAUCCCAUAUUAUUUUCAUUGGCUAGAAUUUGAGAGGCAUUUGUUUUCACUGAUAUGUAAUUGUGCCUGUACUAUAAAGACUAUUUAUUAUUGGCCCAUUACUCCUAUUCAGUAAGCUGCUAAUGAAAUGUUCACUCUACAUGUACUUGUUGAUAGGAAAUUUUAUAUGCAAAAGAAAUGCACGUAAUUUUAUCUGUCAUGUUUUCCUUUGAAAAAAGUGAUUAAUGCUGAAUUUUACCUUAUAUUGAAGAUUUUAACACAAUAUCAUUUUGUAUCAGCCUAGUUAAAAAUGG
Molecule: messenger RNA, 2198 nt
Organism: Leopardus geoffroyi (Geoffroy's cat)
Lineage: Eukaryota; Metazoa; Chordata; Mammalia; Carnivora; Felidae
Gene: GNAT3
Product: G protein subunit alpha transducin 3
Exons: 8
Coding region: 487-1551 (354 amino acids)
Biological process (GO): adenylate cyclase-modulating G protein-coupled receptor signaling pathway; sensory perception of sweet taste; detection of chemical stimulus involved in sensory perception of bitter taste
Cellular component (GO): photoreceptor outer segment; heterotrimeric G-protein complex; photoreceptor inner segment
Molecular function (GO): G protein-coupled receptor binding; GTPase activity; GTP binding
Source: RefSeq, a predicted model, not a curated record